Mya arenaria is the source of this 507-nucleotide messenger RNA. RefSeq lists its product as uncharacterized. Lineage: Eukaryota; Metazoa; Mollusca; Bivalvia; Myida; Myidae. The transcript has a single exon. The coding region runs from base 1 to 507 and encodes 168 amino acids. The record is from RefSeq and is a predicted model, not a curated record.
AUGUCGGAACAGGUGUUGGAAUUGGAAACCCGGGAGGAAGAAAUGAGGGCAGAGCUUGUGUACCUUCAGGCGCAAUCCAUGCACAAUAACCUGGUUUUCAGGAACAUACCGGAGGCUCAGGGAGCUAAUGCUAGCCCAGAGGACUGCGAGAGAGUGAUCAGGGACUUUAUGAUGGAGAAGAUGAAACUGGCACAGGAACUUGUGGACAGCUUUAAGUUUGACAGAGUACACAGGAUGGGUCAGAGAAGGCAGGGGUCCAGUAGAAAUAUUGUGGCCAAAUUUACACUAUUUAAGGAGAGGGAGCUGGUAAGGAGUCAGUCAAGUGCGUUAAAGGGGACUGGCAACUAUGUUUUCGAGCAAUUCCCACGGGAGGUUAGCGAGAAACGUAGACGAAUGGUGCCACGUAUAAAGGAAGAACAGCGGAAGGGUAACCGUGCCUGGCUGUCUUAUGACACUCUGUACGUGAACGGGCACCCUGUGAGUGAGGGAAUUGCGACGAAGAGAUAG